Phyllostomus hastatus (greater spear-nosed bat) is the source of this 1665-nucleotide messenger RNA. RefSeq names its product heme binding protein 2 (gene HEBP2). The record is from RefSeq and is a predicted model, not a curated record. Lineage: Eukaryota; Metazoa; Chordata; Mammalia; Chiroptera; Phyllostomidae. The transcript is spliced from 4 exons. Gene Ontology annotation, cellular component: cytoplasm. The coding region runs from base 349 to 957 and encodes 202 amino acids.
CCGAACCCAAGCGGGCCCUGCAGUCCAGUCCCCCGCCCUCACCUCUGCAGAGGGGACCCGGCAGGGGGCGCGGCCCGGGCCGCAGUUGCCAGGGGUUGGACUCGGGGCCCCUCUGGGUCACAGCCCCUCCUCCCGCCCAGGGCGGGGCAGUGCCCGGAGUACUCCCGCACUGCGGGUGAGAGGGACUCGGGGCCGCUGGCCCCCACUGGGCAAAACCGGGGCGGGGACUUGGGGACCUCAGCGGGCCGAAGGGCGCGCACACACGCAGGCGGGGCGGCCACGAGUGGCCCGGGUGCGACCUUCCCGAGGCCGAUCGCCAGGGUCUUCCCUGGAUCGCCGGCGCUGCCCAUGGCCGAGGCGCUAGAGCCGGAGCCCGAGACUGCGGCGGCCCAGGAGGUGGAGACGCCGGACUGGAAGGCCCCGGGGGAUGCAGACGCCCAGCCCGGAAGCUACGAGAUCCGACACUACGGGCCGGCCAAGUGGGUCAGCACCUGCGUGGAGUCCAUGGACUGGGACUCCGCCAUCCAGACCGGGUUCGCCAGGCUGAACAGCUACAUCGAAGGCAAAAACGAGAAAGAGAUGAAAAUAAAGAUGACAGCCCCCGUGGUGAGCUACGUGGAGCCGGGGUCAGGCCCUUUCAGCGCGUCUACCGUUACCAUUUCCCUGUACGUCCCCUCCGAGCAGCAACCGGAUCCGCCCAGGCCCUCAGAGUCGGAUGUCUUCAUUGAAGACAGAGACGAGAUGACCGUGUUUGUACGGUCUUUCGGUGGAUUCUCUAGUGCCCAAAAGAAUCAAGAACAACUUUUGACAUUAGCAAGCAUUUUGAGGGAAGAAGGAAAAGUUUUCGAUGAAAAGGUGUACUACACUGCAGGCUACAACAGCCCUUUCAAUCUGCUUGACAGAAAUAAUGAAGUGUGGUUGAUUCAGAAAAAUGAGCCAUCCAAAGAAAACGAAUGAGAAAAUGAAGCGAAGCAGCAUCGCCAGGGGCUAAACUGUUGAACACAGACAGCAGCACACCUCUAAGUAAAAUGUAGGCCUAGGAUCUUCUCCCUGAGAGUAUGAACGGAGCUUAUUUCCAAUGUGCCUUUUAAUGCUUGAAGCUGUAUUGAGAUACACAGAUGAGAGGGGACAAUCUUUUGUACACAUGGACAUUGGUCAUAACCCUGGUGGUCUUUGGUUCUAUGAGGCUCCAGGGAAAUGUGAAGUUACUGCCCCUUCUUCCCUGUAUCACAAUCAUGUUGCCUUUUUCUACCUGGGUUUGUGUCAGUUGGGUGUUAUCCCCUCUAGAUGUUAUCAGUAAAAUGUUAGAGGUUUCCUGUGCGGAACUGCUAGGCUGUCGGGCCUGGAGGGGUGAGGUCAGGACUGCACACGGAAACCAAGGGUCUUUAGCUGCCACGGUUACAGUCUGUCGAGUCCUGUUCCCCACCCGCCCACCACCCCCACCCCACAAAAAUAGUUCUCAUGGUACCCAAAAGUAUCUAGAACAUUUUUUGAUGAAUUCAUAUAAGUAGGAAAUUCCCAUCCUAUUUUGAUAUUCAGUAAAGGUGUGCUCUUCCUGAAAAUGUAUAAAAUAUAAAAAUUCAAGUGAAUUUUUAAGUAAUUUCAUGUAGUACUUCUGGAGGUUGUAUAAAAUGACUAACUAAUAAAAAAGUAGGUGGCACAAAA